GUGUUUGUCCUGUGAGCUGGACACCGACGAGGAGGACCGGCUGUGAAGCCAGUAACCGACGGCAGAGGAGCACUGAAGACAGGGGCAAAAAAAAAGGAUAAGCAGCAGCAAGGCAUAAGGGGGAGAAAGUUCAACCGACAGAAGGAGUUGUUAGCAGGAGGCGUGCUGACAUUAAACAGAAGAUGAGUACGUACACAGUGACUCUGAAUGGCCCGGCUCCGUACGGCUUCAGACUACAGGGAGGAAAGGACUUCAACAUGCCCCUCACCAUCUCCAGGAUAACCCCUGGGAGCAAGGCAGCGGGUGGCAGCCUGACCCAGGGCGACAUCAUCUCAGCCAUCGACGGGGUCAGCACCGAGGGGAUGAGCCACAUGGAGGCCCAGAACAAGAUCAAGUCCGCCAUCAACAAACUUACACUCACCAUGCAGAAAUCUAGACGUCCCGUUCCAGUUCCUUCGGCAGCUCCAAGAAUGGACUCGCCGAUGCCCAUGAUCGCACACCAGAAGGUUAUUGCAAACACAGCUGCAAACGUGGAGUACACCCCCAGCUUCAACCCCAUUGCUUUGAAAGACUCAGCCCUUUCCACCCACAAACCCAUCGAAGUGAGGGGCCCUGGGGGAAAGGCCACUAUUGUUCACGCUCAGUACAACACACCAAUCAGCAUGUACUCACAGGACGCCAUCAUGGACGCCAUUGCAGGACAGUCACAGGCCAAAGGACACGACAGCGAGGAGGUCAGCUCUCCCUUGGCUGGAGUUCUCCCAAUCAAGGAGCCUGUGGUGGACUGUGCAUCUCCCGUUUACCAAGCAGUGAUUAGGCCAGCGGACACAAACCAGGACAUGUCUGAAUGGGCUCGCCGUGCUGCCAACUUGCAGUCGAAAAGCUUCAGGAUCCUGGCUCACAUCACUGGCACAGAAUACAUGCAAGAUCCAGAUGAGGAGGCACUGCAGAAAUCAAGAGAGCGGUUCGAGUCAGAGGUGAAGGGGCCGCGCUUUGCCAAGUUGAAGAACUGGCACAACGGAUUGUCCGCACAGAUCCUCAACAUCCAGUAAUAAAGAGGAGAAGGAAAUCCAAAGAGAGGGAAAAGUCAGGGAAGGACGGAGGACAUGUAAACAUGGGAAGAAGCCAAGGAGUGAACAGGAAGUGGGGAUAAAUUAUGAGAAAAUGAACAAAAGGAGGAGGAAUCUCCUCAGGAAAGCGAGAUAUUGCUGUUGCCUAGAUUAGUAGAAAGUGUAUUACUUAAUAAUAUGAGAAUGCUAUGUGUUUAUAAAUUAUAGUGUCAAUUAUCUGUCUCCUAUUUAGACCUGCUCUCACAUAAAGGUUUUUUCAUUGAUUGUUUAUUGGAGUUCUCUUAAACUAAAGGGAAGAUGUACAAAAGAAAACAAAUAUUCAAGUGAAAUGCAAAAGUUUUUUUUUUUUUUUUUUUUUUUUUUUUUUUUUUUGCUCCUGGAGAUAAAUCACAGAUGUAUGGAUUAAAAAAAUAUAUGAGCAUGUUUAUCAGAUGUGAUGACGAGAAUAAUACACAGUUUAUCCGUAUGCACAGUUGCAGUAUGUAAAAAUGCACUCAGAAAUGUACUGAUAUCAAUGUGAAUAAAUGUUUUAUUAAAUCUAAA
Molecule: messenger RNA, 1613 nt
Organism: Fundulus heteroclitus (mummichog)
Lineage: Eukaryota; Metazoa; Chordata; Actinopteri; Cyprinodontiformes; Fundulidae
Gene: ldb3b
Product: LIM domain binding 3b
Exons: 9
Coding region: 183-1052 (289 amino acids)
Biological process (GO): actin cytoskeleton organization; muscle structure development; heart development
Cellular component (GO): Z disc; filamentous actin; stress fiber
Molecular function (GO): muscle alpha-actinin binding; actin binding
Source: RefSeq, a predicted model, not a curated record